Molecule: messenger RNA, 1626 nt
Organism: Aureobasidium vineae
Lineage: Eukaryota; Fungi; Ascomycota; Dothideomycetes; Dothideales; Saccotheciaceae
Source: the annotation of a GenBank genome assembly
AUGGCCGUCAACGCGAACACAUCCCAAUUUCUGGAGCUGGACGUCGACCGGCGGGCAGUGUCGCCGACGCCUGGCACGUCGUUGCCCGAGGACGAUGGCAUGCGCGCACUGAGGUCGAAGAUGCACGAGAUCCGCAACCUGGCUGCCUCGACAGAAGAGAAGGCAAGAGCAAUGCAUCUGCUCAUGACAAAGGACUAUAUCACCAUGAACAACCCCGAUCACGAUAUGCCCGACCUAUUCCACCAAGGUCCUCUCUGUCACCCUGUCCAAUCGAAUGACAACCCAUACAACAUCACGAGCCAAGACCUCGAGCCCAGCUACUGUGCUGACCAUAUCAAUGACGAAGGUACUGGUUUGGGAUGCGCACACUACAGCAGAAACGUCAAAGUGCAAUGCUUCGACUGCAACCGAUGGCACCCAUGCCGCCAUUGCCAUGACGCUUCACCAAAUCUACCCUUUCCUCACGGACUCAAUCGCAAAAUGACACGCAACAUGCUAUGCAUGCUCUGCAGUACUCCUCAACCUGCUGGUCCCACGUGCACCAACUGUGGCGUCGACUCUGCCUACUACUACUGUUCGAAAUGCAAGCUCUGGGACAAUGACAGCACAAAAAGCAUCUACCACUGCGAUGACUGUGGCAUUUGUCGUCGUGGUGAAGGUCUGGGCAAGGAUUAUGUCCACUGCAAACGAUGUAACGUCUGUAUCUCGAUAUCCACCAGCAGUACACAUCCCUGCGUCGAACGAGCGACAGACUGCGAUUGUCCAUUGUGUCUUGACUACCUCUUCUCUUCAUCGCUACCAGUAGUGAGUUUGGCUUGCGGCCACUAUAUGCAUGGACGCUGCUACAAGGAUCUCAUGCACGUCACAUAUCGCUGUCCGGUGUGCAACAAAUCUGCCGUCAACAUGGAGCUUCAAUGGCGAAAACUCGAUGAUGAGAUUCGUUUACAACCCAUGCCAGAAGACGAGUUCGAAGACUCUGCCGCUGCAAAGGCUAACCCUACUCAUCGACGAUUUGCUGGCGUAAACGCAUUACCAGCUGUAGUGACCGGCGACGAAGAAAGAGCAGAUAGCGCUUAUGGCUGUCCGUCCUCACCACCACAUAUCCCCGUCCCUCAACAACACUUGCCAGUUCAACAACCAGUCUUUGCACCGCACUCACCCACAGGAAGAAGUUACUUCCUUCAAGCCGAAUACGAAGAAAGCCUUCGCAACACUGAACGCGCGAUGAGUGCUGGCGAUGCGUUCCGCAAUCUGCCCUAUGACUUCCUCCAACGCUUGAACACCGAGCGCGCAUUGAGCGCUGGUGACGCUUUCCGCAACUUACCCUACGAUAUCCUGCAACAUACCGAGCAACAUUCUCGACGAUCACAGACCGCACAGUCGCACGAAAGUAGUUUCUGGGGCGAAGGCAAUGCGGGAGUGUUCUUUGGUGAUGUUUCAGAAUCUGAUGAUGAAGAGGAAGAAGAUAACGGAGAGGGAGACGAAGAUGACGAGGAAGAGAGUGAUGAUGAAGAUGAGGAUGAUGAAGACGAUGACGAUGACGAUGGUGUGGGCAGUCAGUCUGGGGAUCGAGAUGCUUUUCCAGUGGAGGAUGAGUAUGAUCUGAGGUUACCGGGGCAUAUUUGA